This is a messenger RNA of Dromaius novaehollandiae (emu), 5673 nucleotides long. RefSeq names its product TBC1 domain family member 5 (gene TBC1D5). The transcript has 22 exons. NCBI's taxonomy places the organism in Eukaryota, Metazoa, Chordata, Aves, Casuariiformes, Dromaiidae. The record is from RefSeq and is a predicted model, not a curated record. Gene Ontology annotation, molecular function: GTPase activator activity. Gene Ontology annotation, biological process: activation of GTPase activity. The coding region runs from base 342 to 2750 and encodes 802 amino acids.
GCGCGCCUGCGCGCAGGGGAAGGCAGGGGGCGGGGUCAGCGCGCGCGCGCCCGCGGGAGCCCUUCCCCUUCCCUGGGCCCGAGCCUCCCCCCGCCGCCUCCCCCUGGCCCUGCGUCCCUCGCAGGGCGCUGGGCCGGCGUGGGGUCUGCGUGCCGCACGGAGGGGGGGGGAGGCAGGCAGGCAGGCGGGGAGGGACAGGGGGAGAGAGAGGCUGAGCCAGAUCUUCAGGCAGCGGCAGCAGCAGCAAAACUUCUGAAGGUUUGCAGAAGAUAGUAGGAGAACCACCAAAAAGGCUAUUGCAGUAUUACAAAUCCUCUUCAGUGGAAAUUACUACUGCCAAUAUGUAUCAUUCUGUGUCUGAAACCAGUCACCCCUUGCAAACAGAGGAGCAAGAAAUGGGCAUUGAUCCUUUGCAGAGUUAUUUGAACAAGCCAGGGCAAGGAGGAUCAAAUGAAAAUGGAAGCAUGCACCACAGCGCAGAUUCUGAUGGAACAUUUAUUUCUUACAGUAAAGAAUGGGAAGAACUAUUUGUAAACAACAAUUACUUGGCAACUAUACGGCUGAAGGGGAUUAAUGGGCAGCUGAGAAGCAGCAGGUUCCGUAGUGUUUGCUGGAAGUUGUUUCUAGAGGUUCUACCCCAAGACAGAAGUCAAUGGAUUAAAAACACAUCAGAAUUAAGAACAUCUUACAACAAGAUCAAAGAAAUUCAUAUUACAAACCCACGGAAAGCAGGACAGCAAGAUCUGAUCAUCAACAAUCCACUGUCUCAGGAUGAGGGGAGUCUUUGGAAUAAAUUUUUCCAGGAUAAAGAGCUUCGAGCAAUGAUUGAACAAGAUGUGACAAGAACCUUUCCUGAAAUGCAGUAUUUCCAGCAAGAGAAUGUGAGGAAAAUUCUUACAGAUGUUCUGUUCUGCUAUGCCAGAGAAAAUGAGCAGUUGCUUUAUAAACAGGGUAUGCAUGAACUUUUAGCUCCCAUUGUCUUUAUCCUGCAUUGUGACCACCAGGCUUUUUCACAUGCCAGUGAAGCUGCACAACCAAGUGAGGAAAUGAAAGUUCUUUUGAAUCCUGAAUAUCUGGAACAUGAUGCCUAUGCAAUGUUCACAUGUCUUAUGAAAACUGCAGAACAUUGGUUUUCCACUUUUGAACAUGACAGUCAGAAGGAGAAAGAUGUGAUGAUUACGCCUAUGCCAUUUGCAAGGCCACAGGACUUAGGCCCAUCUAUUGCUAUUGUAGCUAAAGUAAACCAGAUUCAGGAUCAUCUGCUGAAGAAACAUGAUAUUGAGCUGUACAUGCAUCUGAACCGACUGGAAAUUGCUCCACAGAUUUAUGGACUGCGAUGGGUGAGGCUCCUGUUUGGACGAGAAUUCCCACUUCAGGACCUUCUGGUUGUCUGGGAUGCUUUAUUUGCUGACAGUAUCACCCUGAACUUAGUUGACUACAUUUUUGUAGCCAUGUUGUUAUAUAUUAGGGAUGCCUUGAUUUCAAGUAAUUAUCAGACCUGUUUGGGACUUCUGAUGCAUUAUCCACCUAUUGGAGAUGUUCACUCCCUUAUCCUAAGAGCACUUUUUCUCCGAGAUCCGAAGAAAAAUCCACGACCAGUGACUCACCAAUUCCAACAGAAUUUAGACUAUUACAAAGCACGUGGAGCAGACUUGAUGAAUAAAACCCGUGCCAGUGCUAAGGCUGCCCCACUGAACAUUAAUAAAGUCUCCAAUAGCUUACUCAACUUUGGCCGAAAGCUCAUUGCUCCAGCUAUGGCGUCAGGUAGCGCUGUGGGCCCUCCCGGCAGCGGGAGCGGUGGCAGCUUCCCUCCCGCCGUGAUGCCUGUCAGAGGCACAGUGGAAGCCCCUCAGCACCACCACCACCACCACCACCACCAGGCGCAGCAGCAGAGGAUGAUGAAAUCCGAAAGCAUGCCGAUCCAGCUGGGCAAAGGCCAAAAUUCAAAAAAUAUCAGUUCAUCUCCAAGCACAGAGAGCUUGUCUGGAGGACGUGAAUUUACAGGAUCUCCUCCUUUAUCUGCAUCAAAAAAGGAUUCCUUUUUCAGUACAAUCUCCCGUUCCCGUUCCCAAAGCAAAACUAUGAGCAGAAAAGAAUCCGAGGGGGAAUUGGAGGCCCAGAUCUCAUUUCUACAAGGACAACUAAAUGACUUGGAAGCCAUGUGCAAAUAUUGUGCAAAGAUGAUGAACACACAUCUUGGAAAUAUUCAGGAAGUUAUAUUACAAGAACACUUGGAAAAAGAAGAUGAAAUUCUGGUUUCCCUGGCUGGUUUGAAGCAGAUCAAGGAUAUUCUGAAAGGUUCCCUGCGUUUCAACCAGAGCCAACUGGAAGCUGAAGAAAAUGAGCAGAUCACAAUAGCAGAUGACCACUACUGCUCUAACAGUCAGAACAAGGGGACGAGUGAUGUCCUUAAGGGAUCUGUUAUGACAAAGCAACAGUUCUUCCCAGGACGUCAGACUACAACUGACUCAAGCACUAGCGAAAGUAAGAGUGCUGAUGACUAUAUUCUGAUUUCCAAGGAAGAGGAAGGAAGUAGAAGCACUGCCCAGGACUCAACGCAGUCCCUCGCGGCACACAAGGAGGCACCAGUGAAGCAGGAAGCUCCAUCUCGUUCUUCUUUGAUUUUCUCUGAUCCGCUGAUGGGCUCCAUUUCAGCCUCCUCCAGUAAUCUGAGCUCCAGCCCUGAUGAUGACAGUAGUAAUAACAGCAAAGAUUCUGAUUUUACUAUUGUCAGCCCCCUGGACCUCUAAAGAAACAGAUUGGGACAGAUUGUGAGGUCAGUUGUUACACCUCCGCUCAAACUGCUUUGAUUCCAGGGGCUGGAUCAUUCUUUGGAUUAGAAGGACAGGCAAUAGGUAAAGGUAACCCACUUCAGCUCCCAAAAGCCUAGAUUAAAAAAAAUAAAUAAAUUCGGUUGCAACUCAUCAAAAGAAUAUAAACCUUUUAAUGACUGCCUUAAAUAAAAAUCCAGUAAACCCCAGUUCUAAUACACAGUUAUACUUAGUUAUAGAAUUAUCUUAGGAGCUUUAUUACUGUAGAACUGUCGCUUUCCUGGUGCAUAGAAUAGUAUGUGCUGAGUACUGUAAUGGAUUAGGAAAUAUGUAGAUACUUGGCAUCAGACCUGAAGUGGCAAAGACAAGCCAGAUUUAAUAACUUCCUUUUACAAAACAUGCAAGACUGGGUUUUCUGAGGGGAAAGGGUACUUACUAUCUCUUCAGAGAUUGUGCUUAGCAAAAUAGGGGAUGUAUAUCAGAAAGAUUAAAAGCCUCAUCCUGACACCAGGCUUAUCCUCAGUUGAGGACUCCUAGUUUCUUUGUUUUCAUCUGACAGUAACUUGAAGUGUGUUAGAGGCACAGGUUUGUGUUCCAUUUUUAAUUGUUCGUCAACAUUGUGUUAAAGCAGUAGCUGUUACAAAUUCCUCAAGGAUGGGGACCUGUACAAUAGAGCCUAAUUUCCCUUUGCCUACUCUUUUUUCCCUUCAGAAGUUUCAGUGCACCCCUUCUCCUCAUUAUGUCUGACUACUUUUACUCUCCUUGGCAUGAAUUAAUUUUGGCUUUACUGAGAUUGUUACGGUUAACACAGUAGGCGCAAGGGAAAUUACAGUAUCUGAUAGUGUAGACCUGAGCCAGUUGAACUAAAACUAGCUUGAGUAUGGUAACUUUUACCAGGGAAGGGUGCAAAGAGAUAUGAAAUGUUUAUAAUUAAAAGCACUUUAUGUCUCAUUACUAUUAUCUAUAGAUUCUGUUUACAAAUAUGCCUAUAUGAUGUCUACAUUUCUAGUCAAAAAAAAGAUAAUGGAGCGGCAACGUUAACCAACAAAGUUUCCGAUGAACUCUAUAACUUGUUCUUCUAUGGAAAAGUAUAUUUCUUUCCCAUCAAGUACAUAGUACAUCUAAUAAAAUUUUUUCAAAUAGAUAAGAUUUUUUUAUACUCACUGAUCUCUUUAAACUCUUUUGGAAUUCACAAAAAGAAAUUAGUAAUAAAUGGAAACCUAUUCUUUCUGGACCUACGUAGAACUAUCCUUAUAAAAGAAUGCUAUAAAGCUACUCUGUUUAUAACAACAGCAAAAAAAACCUGUAUUAUUUAAUUUUAUGGUACAUAUACAGUAUACCAUGCAAUAACUUUGUAAUUGCAUGGCAAAGCUUAUGUUAAUAGGCAAUUAAUAAAUGGUAGUUAUUUGCUGAUUAGUCUGUAACUGUAAAUGGAGUUAAGUAGAAUAUUCCAAGAUGAGGUGACAUGUAUUUUGCUGGUCUUAAAUUUUACAAGGUCUGAGUGUCGGGGACUGAACCGAAGAGAUAAUUGUCCUGUAAUUACAUAGUAGCUGCCAUAUCCUUACACAUUGAAAAGCCACCAUGUAAUUCUUCAGAGAUUAAAUGUGCCUUGUAAAAUGAUAAAAUACUAGAAUGUUAUGAGCAGGCAUAGCAUCAUAACAUCUGUGUGACAAGCUGAUAUGAACAGUCAGAUGACUGUUUAUUUCAAUGGAAAAUCUUAAAUGCAUAACAUUUUGGAGACAUGUUUAUUUUGGUUUAGUUUUAAGCUUGAUAGAAAAUCAGUUCAGAAUUCAACACACAUGCCUGUCUUCAGGUUUAUUUUAUUUCCUUGAGCUCGUAUGAAGGCCAGGAGAUUAAAUCAGUAGCUGUCAAUUUAUUUAGGUCUUUCAAGCUUUACUAGCCUUAACCCAUUCAGCAAGGCUUGUGCCACAAAAACAACAAUCUGUUCAAGAAUUACCUAUGGAAAGAGGGAAGAAAUAUAAUGGAGACAGAGGGAAAAGAGAAGUUUUAUAUUCUGUGAUACAUAAGCCUUCAAAGACUCCAGUACUUUGGCAGGGGAAAAUGUUUUUACAUUUUUAUUUUUUUAAGAAUCAUUCUUUCGAUAUCUGUUCUGGUCUUUUGUUUCAGGGGUCACAUUGCAAUUUUCUUGAGCAGUCUCAUUGCCAAUAAAAGUGUGAUUUGUACAGUUCUUUUAUUUUUGUAAGUUAGUUGUAUCCUUAAUAUUGCCUAUUUUAAAGCAGUGCUUAAAGUAUAAAAAUUUGUGGAGUUUCUAACAAGUUUUCACUAAUCAGUGAAUACCAAUGAGCUGAAUGCCUAUCAUGCCAUGGGAUAUGAUAAAAUCCCCAGGAGAAGAGAGGUGAUUAUAUGAAUGAGAUCAGAGUGAAUUGCAAUAGGUUAAUCCAUUUUGGUUAUACCAUGUCCUUCCACAUCUCAAAUAUGUAGUCUCUGAUACUUGGUCAUACUGGGAACAUAGUUAAAAUUUUAUUUAGUCAUUAAGCCAGAAACCUGUAAGUUGGACAAAAUGUGAGAUCAUCACCCUGUCUUGCCUUUUGGUAGGAACAUACCGAGAAAGAAAUUGUCAUUUCAAAUACAAGAUAGUUCUUUUUCUUCAAAGUUGGCCUGCUCAUAAUGUUCAUGGAUAAAAAUAACCAGAUAGAAAAUUAUAUACAUUGGAAAUUACUGAUGAAAACUAAAAUGGGAUAAGAUAUGUAUCUGAGACUGUUGGACUGGAUCUCACAUCUGUAAUCUAUGACUGUUUCAGAUCUCUUGCAUGUCAUGUCAGUUGUAUGUACUGCAGAAAGGCAGUGUCAUGUUUUGACUGGGUAUUCAUUUAGUCGUGGAACUUUGUAUCUUUACCCUGGAAGAACAUCUAGCCCACUUUAUUAAAGAAAGAAUUAACACA